Myripristis murdjan (pinecone soldierfish) is the source of this 627-nucleotide messenger RNA. RefSeq names its product calcyphosine-like b (gene capslb). NCBI's taxonomy places the organism in Eukaryota, Metazoa, Chordata, Actinopteri, Holocentriformes, Holocentridae. The record is from RefSeq and is a predicted model, not a curated record. Gene Ontology annotation, molecular function: calcium ion binding. The transcript is spliced from 4 exons. Bases 1 to 627 code for a protein of 208 amino acids.
AUGGCGGGGACAUCGAGGCACGACCGAGAGAUGGCGAUGAACGCCAAACGUCAGCUGUCUGUGUGCUCAGACCCCGUGGAGAGGCUGAGGCUGCAAUGCCUGGCCAGGGGCUCCUCCGGCAUCAAGGGCCUGGGCAGAAUCUUUAAAAUAAUGGAUGACAACAACAACCGCACCCUGGAUUUCAAGGAGUUCCUGAAGGGCUUAAACGACUACGGCAUCCUCAUUGAGAAAGAGGAGGCCACGGCGCUCUUCAAGCACUUUGACCGGGACGGCAGCGGGACCAUCGACUUUGAUGAGUUCCUCAUCACCCUCAGGCCCCCAAUGUCCAACGCCAGGAAAGAGGUGGUCAUGCAAGCGUUUCGAAAGCUGGAUAAGACUGGAGACGGGGUGAUCACCAUUGAAGACCUCAGGGGUGUUUAUAAUGCCAAGUACCACCCCAAGUAUCAAAACGGGGAGUGGACAGAAGACCAAGUUUUCCGGAAAUUCUUGGACAACUUUGACUCUCCUUACGAAAAGGAUGGAAAGGUAACCCAGGAGGAAUUUAUGAAUUAUUAUGCAGGCGUGAGUGCAUCCAUCGAUAGAGAUGUCUACUUUAUUGUCAUGAUGAGAAAUGCCUGGAAACUUUGA